Entamoeba dispar SAW760 is the source of this 519-nucleotide messenger RNA. RefSeq lists its product as uncharacterized. The transcript is spliced from 2 exons. The record is from RefSeq and is a predicted model, not a curated record. Gene Ontology annotation, biological process: DNA damage tolerance; protein monoubiquitination. Gene Ontology annotation, cellular component: Rad6-Rad18 complex; nucleus. Bases 1 to 519 code for a protein of 172 amino acids. NCBI's taxonomy places the organism in Eukaryota, Evosea, Mastigamoebida, Endamoebidae. Gene Ontology annotation, molecular function: ubiquitin protein ligase activity; single-stranded DNA binding.
AUGCAUGGGGCAGUUGAUCUUCCGUGCCACCACACGUUUUGUAGUGAGUGUAUUCGACGAUGGUUGAGUGUGAAAGAAAUGUGUCCAAUUUGUAAAAGACGAACGAAACAACAAGAAAUUGAAGCGAAUAUUGAAAUUCAAGAGAAAAUCACGAAGAAAAGAAGAGGAGAAGAAAAGAAAAUAGAGAGAAUAGGAAGCAGACAAUAUAAUUUUAUGAAAGAAAAAAAAAUACGAGCAGAAAUUAAAGAAUUUGGAUUAGAAGUUAAAGGAACAAAAGCAGAAUUAAUUAAAUAUCAUAAAGAAUAUUGUUUAAGAGUUAAUAGUGAAAGUGAUGCAAUUGAUCCAAUUCCAAUUGAACAAAUUCGAGCAGAAAUUAAUCAAAGUUAUCAACACACUAAAGAAGAAAAAAAGAAAGCAAAGAAAAGGAAACAAGAAAACACAGAAAGAGAUAAAACACUUAUUAAAUGGAUGAUUAAAGAUAUUCUUCAAAGGAAGAAACAUUCAAAUCUUCAUACUUGA